Messenger RNA from Effrenium voratum, 1336 nucleotides. The record is from the annotation of a GenBank genome assembly. NCBI's taxonomy places the organism in Eukaryota, Dinophyceae, Suessiales, Symbiodiniaceae.
AUGAGGGCCAUUUUCGACGCCUCAGAGGACCUGCAGGCCAUGACCACCACGAUGACCACGAUGGCCAACACCACGACCACCACGAUGGCAGCGGAAGCUGCUGCACACCAUCCCAGUGCGGAGGAGUUCCUGAUGAUUACCGUCCACUACAGCUGGAUCUGCCUCCUUCUGCUCGUUCUGCUGGCUGGGGCCUCGUAUUGCGCCCACAAGAAGCAUGGGAGGCGGUCCACCAGGACCAGUCAGACUGGCGGCUCGAUCGCAGUACAUCACACCCCUGGGCUGCUGGCACAUGGAGCGUACCCCUUCGCGGUGCGGGGCACGAUCAGCACACUCUGCUUCAUGCUUGGGGUGCUGCCUUUGUUCCUGAUGCUCUGCGCGACGAUCAUCGGGCUGUUGCUGGCGGUGGUGGAGGGCUGGCCAGCCUCGCUGGGGGUGGAGUAUCUGCUCUCGAACGUUCUGGGCAUGACUGCGCCCUUGACGUCCAUCGUUCCCGAGGGAAGAUUUGGGAUUCACUUCGCCAUUGUGAUGAACAUGUAUGCGGUCAUUAUGGUGACCACGGCCAUGGGCCUUAUUGCCAACAUGUCCCUCAUGGCCCACAUCACCGAGAAGGUCCCACGGUCCAUGUGCGGAUUCCUCGCCUUUCUCCUCAUCGCUGUGCCUUUGGCCAUGAUCGCCACCACCUGGCUGGUGGGUCUGAUCAUGGCGGCCUUCGAGGGCUGGGACGCGGAGCAGGGCUACUUCUUCAUGGCCGCCUCGAUGGCUUCCCUGGCCAACCCCGUGACGUCCCUGGAGCCGGACACCGCCCUGGGCGCCUUCUUCGAGUGCCUCUGCAUGGCCACGGAGCUCUGCAUUGCCGGGUGUAUUCUGGGGAUGGUGGCCGCGCACCCUGUGACCAUGAGCAUGUGUGACAUUCUGGAGGGGACUGCCAGGCACGGAGCAUCCAUGUCCGCUCUCCAUUUCAACAUGCCGAACCUCACGGUCGAGGAGCUGCAGGUGAGGCUGCAAGCGCUUCGCGGGGAGGCGGAGGUGCGGGCGCCCGAUGACAAGGAGCUCUUGGAGCAACUGGCGGAGGUGGAGGCGGACCUGAAGGCUGGCAAGGAUCUGACCAUGGUGGCGGUCCACAUGUCCGAGCUGCACGAGAAGAUCCAGAGUGCGAGCCAGAGAUCUGGGGAUCCGAGCGCUGAGUUGGAGGUGGCGCAGCUGCGCGCACGGGUGGCAGAGCUGGAGAAGAUGCUGGGUCAGGAGGAGUUGGAGAUACGAACACUCUGAAGGCUGAAGGGUUGCUCCUAGCCUCUAUAUAGAUGGACUCGCAAUGGUUCUACGGGUUGAUUCCCCA